GGGAGGCCCCACCUGCGCCUGCAGGAGCGUCAGCUGCGCCGGCUGCGCUUGAGGCGGCUGCUGAGGCGCCGCCAUCUUGCCUCCGCCUCAGCCUGCGCGGCUCCGUAGUUCCUCUCGACUACCUCUCCCGGCAUGCAGCGCGGGGCGCAGGCGCGGGCGGGCUGGAUCCCGGCAUGCAUUGCGCACGAGAACUCGCCUGAUUGGCGGCGGCGGGAGCUAUAUCCCCCACAGUGCAUUGCGGCCAGGACUCCAUUUCCCGACAUGCCUUUCGGGACGGCUUCUUUCUGUGCGAGGGAAGGCGGCUAUAUCGCGCUAUGGCAGUUCCCCUCACACCUGUAGGUGCCGAACAAUGGAUUUCCCGCGCGCAUAAGCAGCCUGCGACGUUUUCCCCUCUUCCCGGAAGUGGCUUGACGUAGCAGCCCGAACUACAUUUCCCAGCGGGCUUCGCGGCGGAAAAGGGGGGGUGAUUAAGCCCCGCCCCCCGUUGACUGGCGUAGCCUGUUGCUCCUGAGGGGGGUUCGCGAUGGCGCCAACUAUCCAGACUCAGGCGCAGCGGGAAGAGCCCGGGCACAGGUAGGGGUGACGUCACUCCCCUCUCCCGGACGCCUGGGUCCCCUGUGGAAGAAGGAAGUGGGGAGGGGUCUCCUGCUCCCUCCCCCCCCCGCCCAGCAGUUCUCCCCAAAGGGUCCUAAGAGGGGGAGGGGCUGAGCCCGGACACCUGGGUCCCUCUGCCAGGCGCCUUGUUCUUAAGUCCCUUUGAGUCGUUUCCGUUAAAAACUGAGAAAUAAAGUGAGGAAUAAAGCAGUAAACAGAAAGUAAUAGUACUUAUUGUUUUAACUCGUCUUAAAAACUGCUUUUAAUGCUGUGUUUUGAUGCUGAAAACUGCCUUGGGACCUUAGGAGUGAGAGACAGGUAAGGAACAAUGCCACUCAUAAUAUGGACAAGCUGGAAGGUGGGCAGAGAGGGGCGACCAAGACGAUCAAGGAAACCAAGCCUGAUGAGGAGCGGUCGAAGGAGCUGGGUAGGUUUAGCUUAGAAAAGAGGAGACUGAGGGGAGAUAUUAUGGCCAUCUUCAAAUACUCGAAAAAUUAGAAUAUCAUGGAAAAGUUCAUUGAUUUCAUCAGCUGUAUGCCAUAAUCAUCACAAUUAUAACAUAUAAAGGCUUGACAUAUCUCGCUUUGCAUGUCAUGAGUCCAUCUCAUAUAUUAGUUUCACCUUUUAAGUUGAAUUCCUGAAAUAAAUGAACUUUUCCACAAUAUUCCAAUUUUUUGAGUUUCGCCUGUAUCUUCAGGGCCGACACCUGGAAGGUGGUGCAAACUUGCUUUCUCCUGCUCCGGGGUGUGUGUGUGUGUGUGUGUGUGUGUGUGUGCCUGAACCAAUGAAUUCAAAAGGAGAUUCUGACUAAACCGUUCCACCAAGUCUCAUUUCUUAUGCGCCGGCAUCUCUGUGCUAAAGUAUCAGUAACCCCAUCUCUCUAUCUCUUUUUCCUCAGGCCCAACUCCCACCGGACGCUUCCUGAGAGGUAAAGAUCACCCCCUUGCCAUCCCUCACCUCUUGCUUGGAGCGUGGCAAGUGGUCUCACCUCCCUUUCUCACAUUUCCCUUUGCAGGUCGGGGGUAGUGUGUCGUGUCAAGUAUUGCAACAGUCUCCCCGAUAUCCCCUUUGACCCCAAGUUCAUCACAUACCCAUUUGACCAGAACAGGUGAGCAAUGAGAGGCUCAGAUGUGAGGCUGUCAUUUUCUGCACAUUAGCACAUCCACAGUGGAUCCUCCGGGGUCUUAAACAGACUGACUUUUCUGUAGCGCAUGGCGAGUUAAUUCUGAAGUUAAAUCUGCAGGUUAUCAGGCUGCAAAGUGCCGAAUGGAUAUGACCUCUUAAGUCUGCAUGUAAAAAUAGAUCAUAGAAGAUGUGCAAUGCUUAUGUGAAAAGUUACACAGAGGAAACAAAAGUGAAUGGGCAGUCAUUGGUUGCUAAAAUAGUUUUUUUAUUUUACAAAAAGUUGGCGCUGUUUUAUCUGCUCACAUUUUUAUAUUGCCAUGUUUUAUUCUUCCUUCUGUUAGUUUACUGUUAGCUGCUUUAGGCAUCAUUUAGGGAAAGGCAGGAUCCAUUCAGCAUUUUUGAAAGGUGUCUCCAAUCAAUUGGGUUGCAGAAUUAAAGACUGAUUAUUUUUGUGGAAACCGCAUAUUGCCGGUUCAUAGUCUCUCCUGUGCCAGAGAGAAAGGUGAAUGCCCCCACUAUUCUCUUUCAGCUUCUGCCUUCUGGAAGAAGGUCCAGGGUUAUAAAGACUAGGACUAGCUGCCUGAGAAACAGUUUCUAUCCAAAUACGAUUUUGAUUUUAAACGCAGUGUAAGGUAGUCCCUAUGGGAGUAUAUUGAAUUUAAUUAAGGGGUGUCAGAGUUUUUAGGGGGUCAACCAGGCUGGGAUAGCUGGGAUGGCAGGCUUGUUGGUUUUUGAAUGUCUGAUGUAGAUUUUUCAAUUUCGUUGUUCUGUAUGGGACAAUGACAGUAAAGAUUAUCGUAUUGUAAAUUAGUGUUCAGAGGCACAUUUUUUGCAGAUUAAAACUCAUAAUUAGAACUGCCCUUUAGCUGGAGAACAGUGCAAGCAUUUUUUUAUGACAUACCCAUGCAAAAGUGGAAAAUGCUUGUCCUUGUAUAUUUUGAAAUAAUUAUCAUCCUUUGAAAUUCUGCUUAUGCUUUUUCUGCUGCUUGACCUGCCUCUUGCUGUUGUCACCUUCCAGGUUUGUACAGUACAAAGCCACCUCUCUGGAGAAGCAGCACAAACAUGACCUCCUGACUGAACCCGACCUGGGGGUCACCAUAGAUCUAAUCAACCCCGAUACAUAUCGCAUCGACCCCAACGGUGAGAGGAGUUGCGGGACCGGGAAAUCUUAAUAACCGUGCGGGACCUGGGUGGCACUGUAGUCUAAACCACACAGCCUCUUGGGGUUGCUGAUCAGAAGGUCGGCGGUUCGAAUCCCCGUGACGGGGUGAGCUCCCGUUGCUCGGUCCCUGCUCUUGCCAACCUAGCAGUUUGAAAGCUCACCAGUGCAAGUAGAUAAAUAGGUACCGCUCUGGCGGGAAGAUAAACGGCAUUUCCAUGCGCUUUGGUUUCCGUAACAGUUGCGCCAGAAGCGGUUUAGUCAUGCUGGCCACAUGACCCGGAAAGCUGUCUGCGGACAAACGCCGGCUCCCUCUGAAAGUGAGACGAUCACCGCAACCCAAUAGUCGCCUUUGACUGGGCUUAACCAUCCAGGGGUCCUUUACCUUUUUAAUAACCGUGCACAGCAGUUGUGGGUUCCGAUUGUGGAGAUGUGACUGAUACAUUUUGGAUUCCCAUUGCGCAACCUGCUUGAUGUCACACACAAAUAUGUUGUGUAUUAGGAUGCCAAUUUUUAAAUGUGGUUGCCCAUCCGUCUGUUUCGGGAGGCAAUAGAGGAGUGAAGUCAAACCGAAGUUCAAGAGUUACCUACAGCACCUACUUUGGCUGCAGAGACCGAUAUGGGAGAGACAUGUUUUGUUGCAGCUGGGGCUGACAAAGGCAUCAGUCACUGCGGUUGUCUGCAAGGAAUUCCCCACAAGGCCUGGGUUGAUGUCCAUGGCAAAAAAAGCCCACUUUAAUUGUCUGCGAUUGGUACAUCUUAAUGUGACUGUAUCAGGCUGUCAUGGAUGUGCUGAAGACAAUCAGAACUCCAGGAAGACUGGCCAGAGGCGGAUUCCCAGGAUUUGGCUGAAAUAGCUAGACCAGGCUAGGUGUGUAAAUAAGGGGUAACAGCCUUCGGCCUCUAACCACUGCUACACCUUCUUUGGCUUCUUGCAGUUCUUCUAGAUCCCGCCGACGAGAAGUUGCUGGAGGAAGAGAUCCAAGCGCCAACCAGUUCCAAGAGGUAAUGGUUUUCACCUGGGCCGGGAUUCUAAACCCCAAAGCACUCCUCCGACUGCAGACGCCUGCGAGAAAACCCUUUUCUGCUCUCCGUUGUGUCCCUUAUCUCGCUUCCGAUCACUUGCCCAUCAGCGGCUUUGUUUCAACACCCACUUCCCUCUUUCAAAAAAAAAAAAGCAUGAUCUGCUUUUCUCCCCUGGGCAAUUUGGCUCCAGGGACCACGCAUUUGCUCCAUAAGACGCACAGACAUUUCCCCUUACUUUUUAGGAAGAAAAAAGUGUGUCUUAUGGAGCGAAAAAUACGGUAUAUGUUAGGUGGGAAAAAUACUCUUAGAAUCAUAGAAUUCUAGAGUUGGAAGGGACCUCUGAGGGUCAUCUGGCUCAACCCCCUGCAAUGCAGGAAUUCUGGCUGCAGGCAUCCCUGGGUGGGCUUCAACCACCAACCUUCUGGUUAGCAGCCAGUUGCACUGACCCGUUGCAGAGCAGGAGGGCUCUUCACUGCCAAUAAUAUUAUAAUAGUAAUAAUAAUAAUAAAUUUUAUUUAUACCCCGCCCUCCCCGGCCAGAGCCAGGCUCAGUGUGGCUAACACCAGUAAAAUUACAGUAAAAACGUAAUAGGAAAAAACCCCAAUUUAAAAUACAGGUUAAAAUACAAUUUAAAAUGCAGCCUCAUUUUAAAAGUAGCCCAUAGAUCAAGACCAUAAGGGGAGGGAAACGUAAGGGUCCGACUGAGCCCAAAGCAAAGGCCAGGUGGAACAGCUCUGUCUUGCAGGCCCUGCGGAAAGAUGUCAAGUCCUGCAGGACCCUAGUCUCUUGUGACAGAGCGUUCCACCAAGUCGGGGCCAGUACUGAAAAAGUCCUAUGAAAUAGCUCAGUGAUUGAAAUGAAGCAACUUGUACGUUUCUGUUGCCAGUAGGAGUGGCCAUGGACAACCCAGCAGCUUUUCCUUCCUAGGUCUUUCUCACAGGUGUUGCAGACCAUCUGGAGGGCUAGGAACGUGGCUGUGGGAAUUGGGAGGAUUGCAGUACUCAGAAAUGCCUCUGGAGGGAGACAAGAGACCCAUGUGAAUUCUUCCUAAAAAAAUAAAAUCUCUCUUUGCAGAUCCCAGCAGCAUGCCAAGGUGGUGCCAUGGAUGAGGAAGACCGAAUACAUCUCCACAGAGUUCAACCGCUACGGCGUCUCCAACGAGAAGCCGGAGGUUAAGUGAGUAGAAAUUAAACAUAUUUUUAAAAGCUGCUGUUUCAACAUAAAAAAACAAUAGUGAUGAACGUGAUAAAUCUUUGAGUUUCUGGACCAGGCCUUCAAAGCGUCCAGAGAGAUCUGUUUCAGCCAGUUUCCCAAAGUUCCUCCAGAGGACCGCUGUGGUCUUCUUUUACCUGGGUAAACGACUCCUUUCUGAUACAUAUUUCGUUCCUGGUUCUCAAUCAGGAUUGGCGUGUCUGUCAAGCAACAGUUCACAGAGGAAGAGAUCUACAAGGACAGAGAUAGCCAGAUUGCGGCCAUUGAGAAGACCUUUGAGGAUGCUCAGAAGUCGGUGAGCUGUCCGGGGUGGUUCCUUUUUUUGGGAAAUGAAACCGCUGUCCUCUCACUGUUGCACUUUUGUAAAGGGGAUGAUGAUGAUGAUUGACAGAUUGAUGGACUCACCCUGAGGUUCCAGGGCGGGUUAAGUAUUAAAACACAAUAGGUAAAGGUAAAGGGACCCCUGACCAUUAGGUCCAGUUGUGGCCGACUCUGGGGUUGCGGUGCUCAUCUCGCUUUAUUGGCCGAGGGAGCCGGCGUACAGCUUCCAGGUCAUGUGGCCAGCAUGACUAAGCCGCUUCUGGAGAACCAGAGCAGCGCACGGAAACGCCGUUUACCUUCCCGCCGGAGCGGUACCUAUUUAUCUACUUGCACUUGACAUGCUUUCGAACUGCUAGGUGGACAGGAGCAGGGACCGAGCAACGGGAGCUCACCCCAUCGUGGGGAUUCGAACCGCCGACCUUCUGAUCGGCAAGCCCAAGAGGCUCUGUGGUUUAACCCACAGCGGCACUCGAAUCCCUUUAAUUAAAACACAAUACUCAGAGCUUGAAGCUGCCCACCUGGCCAGGAAAUGCAGGGGUGGACGGCAGCAUAAAUAUGUUUGCUGUGCCCCUUUGGGAGGACAAUGCUUUUCGGGGAUUUGGGGGCGCAGUUCUGAGAAGCUUAUUGGUGUCCUUGCCUCCGCUGGCCUCACCCACAUUUCUCACUUCCAAAUUCUUCCUCCAGAUCGCUCAGCACUACAGCAAGCCUCGGGUCACGCCGGUGGAGGUCAUGCCUGUCUUCCCUGACUUCAAGGUGAGAUCGAAAGAAGGGACAGUUGGAUUAUUUUAUUUUAUUUUAUUUUAUUUUAUUUUGAUUAUUAUUAUUCUUUAUAAUCACUCUUUCCUCCAGGGACAUCGAAUAACUUACAAAAAAAUCAUCAAAAAUCUAACUAUAACAUACAUCAAAAUCAUCCUCCUAUUAGUUAUGCAUAACAGUAUAUUCUUUUGUCCCUAUUCAUUUAUCCUAAUUUUUCCCCUCCCUUCCUCCCUCCCUUUUACCCCUCCCCCCCCAAAACUUGUUCUCUCUUCAAAUCUUUAACCAUGUGCACAGAUUAAUCAUUCUAAUUUGAAUGCUUGGGUUGGUUCCCCCCGUGCUAUCCAAUUCCUAUAACUUGUCCAUUGAUUCAAAAUCUUUUGACAUUUGUUUUCCCAUGUAUCUUCCGUCAUUGCCUUUUCAAAUACAUCAGAUUGUAUAUGUUCAAAAACAUAGUCAUUCCAUUUUUCCAUUGUCCAUUUAUCCUUUUCUUUCCAUCCUGAUGCAAUAACAAGCAUACCAGCUAAGAUCAUAAUUUUAUACCAAUAUUGCUCUUUUCUUUCUACAGUGGUGCCUCGCAAGACGAAAUUAAUCCGUUCCGCGAGUGUCUUCGUCUAGCGGUUUUUUCGUCUUGCGAAGCAACCCUAUUAGCGGCUUAGCGGUUUAGCGGCUAUUAAAGGCUUAUCGGCUUAGCGGAUUAGCUGCUAAAAGGCUAUUAAAGGCUUAGCGGCUUAGAAAAAGGGGGGGAAAGCAGAAAAAAAAUCUCAAGACUCGCAAGACAUUUUCGUCUUGCGAAGCAAGCCCAUAGGGAAAUUCGUCCUGCGAAGCAACUCAGAAACGGAAAACCCUUUCGUCUAGCGGGUUUUCCGUCUUGCGAGGCAUUCGUCUUGCGGGGCACCACUGUAUUUUACUAUUCCCCAGUAUUCCUGAGAUAAACAUCUCUCUAUAUAUGUGCAUAUACUCCUAACUCUUGACCCCUAACUCUAUGUAUGGGGGCAGUUGGAUCUAAGAUGUUUGGGGCUUUGUAUACAGCAGCCCUGCUCUCGCCACUAGGCCUCUCUCCACCUGCUUGGUUCCUAUGGUUUUUCGACUGCGAAAAUUCCUUUCCUGUUUAUUUGCGAAGGGUCCGUAGGCAGGGAGAGCGAGAUUAGAGAGGUGCUGGGCUCUUGGCAAAGGUGGAUGAACCACUGAGCGAAACAAGCGCUUGCUUAGGGCAUCAAGGGAAGGGGGGAAGCCACAGAAAUUUUCCAUGGCCGGAUUUUUAACAUUUAGUGGUCACAAAUUGCUCAGCUUGGCGUUCCUUUUCUCAGCCGAAGUAUAUUAAAAACCCCAACAGAACAACAAUUCAACAAGGCAUGCGGAAUGCUUAUCUCCUUUAAGUAUAGAAGCAGAUGGUUUUGAGGAUCUGAUCAAAGACUUGUGCAGUUGGAAAAAGUAGGAGAAAACUUUCCGAAUACAAAUAAAGCGGAAGUACACGUGUACCUUGGUUAUCACGCAGAAUGCGUCCCGGGAGUCUUGUUCGACUUCCGGAACUGUUCGAAAACCAAGACAUGGCUUCUUGCAUCCUACAGCCGAUCAGAAGCCACGCCAGACGUUCGGCUUCUGAAAAUCAUUCGAAAACCGGAACGCUCACUUCCGGUUUUCGAUCAUUCGGGAGCUGAAAUGUACGAGUUCCAAGGCGUCCGGCAACCGAGGUACAACUGUAUACAAAAACAUUACUUUCCAUGUUACUGUAGGUUUUGUCUCGUUUCGAAAAAUAAAAUUUUAUCUUGUGGUUUAUAAUUGCGUAUAUUUUAGAUUAGAGAUAUAUGGGGGCACCAAAAUAUUUUAAGUGCUCAGGGCCUCUAAAGGUCUUAAUCCGUGCCUCUCUGCCUAAGAGGAGAGUAAGACUCAGGGGGUGGAGUAGUAGUCGCCCUGGUCUCGCACCCAUUCCCUGUUUUUGCACGCAGAAGCCCCUCCUUUAUUCUCCUCGGACUGCACAGUCAGGCCCAUUUGGGGCGAAUCCUGGAGCAUAGCUGUCGACUUUUCCCUUUUUUUGCGAGGAAUCCUAUUCGGAAUAAGGGAAGUUCCCUUAAAAAAUGGGAAGUGUUGACAGCUAUGUCCUGGAGGGGUGGGGCUGAGGCACUUCUAAGGAGGCCCUGCCAGCUGUGUGCCAUUUCUGGAGGGUUCUUGCCAUGCCGUAAGCUGUUCUUCUUCCGCCCUCUGCCAGAUGUGGAUCAACCCCUGCGCCCAGGUCAUCUUCGACUCCGACCCAGCGCCCAAGGACACCAGUGGGUCAGCCGCCCUCGAGAUGAUGUCCCAGGCCAUGAUUAGGUACGGAAAUGCAGUUCUCUUCGUGGGAAACGGGAAUUCUUCCAAGCCUCACUUUGAGAAGCUGUGCUGGGGUUGACCCUGAGGCCUUCUGCAUGCUGGGCAGGUCUCCUGCCACCAAACCAUAGCUGUCAACCGUCCCUUAUUUGGCGGGAAAGUCCCUUAUCCCAGCGCUGUGUCCCGCUGCUGUCCCUUAUUGAUGAUGUCCCUUAAAUUUCCCGGGUUUCAAAGGAAGCAGCUCCUCUCCCUCCCUCCCUCCCUGCCGGCCAGGGAGGAGGGAGGCUCCAACUGUGUUGCUUGGCUGCGUUGCUCACCCAAUAAGGAGUCUAAGAACGACUCGGGGGUGGAGCUUGCAUGCCUUGUUCUGAUCAAAUUGGCCGCGUUGCCUGGGGACUCGCCUUUGCUCAGCGCUUCCCAGCGGAGAGGUGACGGUGGUUUUCCUUGCUGCAUCCCCUUUGCCGGGUUGCUGCGCUGUGGGAACCACCGCUUGAGGCUUCGUUUGGCUGCUGGCUGGGCUUUCUGCCUUUGGCUCGGAGGGGCUCAGAAGUUGAACAUACCUGUGUUCGGAAAAUCCCUUAUUUUGGCUGCUGAUCCCUUAUUUUCGAGGCUGCUGGUCCCUUAUUUUUAAAUCUGGAAGUUGACAGCUAUGCACCAAACUCCAGUCUCUCCAUGACAAACUGGUUUGCUAAUGGAUUCCAUGCAAGAGAUAACUUUCCUCUUUCUCUCUCUCUCUCUCUCCCCCCCCCCCCAAAUUCCAGGGGCAUGAUGGACGAAGAAGGGAACCAGUUUGUGGCCUACUUCCUCCCUGUGGACGACACAAUGCGCAAACGCAAACGGGACCAAGACGAAGAGAUGGACUACGCUCCCGAGGAUGUGUACGUGUGCCAACCGAGAGGGCGCGCGGGUUGUCUGGUUAAGAAAGCAGAACUUUACGGGGAGACCUUUUAUUUUAAAAAAUCCCCGCACUUGGAAAACCAACACGUCAGGCGUGUUUCCUGCCCAAGCCGUCUCCCUGACACACUACCUUUCUGCACGCGGGGACUUGUUUUCUCCUGCUCCAAAGGGCAGGGCUCAAACCCAGUGGCUUCAAGUUUAAGAAAGGAAAUCCCAAAUAAACAUUUGGGGAGGACUUUCUUUCUUUUUUUUUGCGAUUUUAAUCCAAGUCCUUUAUUAUGAAAAUUAACACAGCUUGCUCAAAAUUCAGCUUAAAAAGAGAUAAGCCUGUUUACAUAUUAUAAGGGAGAGGGAAGAUCAGUUAUUAUUUCAUCCAAAGUGGCCAGGAAGUCUAGAGUGGACUGCAGGGUAUCAUAGCUCCAUGAAAUGGAAGGCUCUUUUGCAGGUACAGAGAUUGUGCUUGCAAAUCUGUCAGAGGCAUUUUCAAAUACCAUCAGAGGAACUCCAGUCAGGGGCGUGUGGCUCAGCCUGUGAUCUUCGGGAACUUCAAAACUCUCAAAAGUCUAAAGGAUCAUAGGAAAAGAGGUUCUCCUUUUCUGGAUAGUCUUCAGGAACCAUGCCGCUGCUUUCAACUCUGUUUGCAGUUUCAGUAGCCUUUUUCGUAGAAGACUUUUUUCCUUUUGGGAAGUUGCUCUUUGUUGUUGUUAAAGGCCCACUCAAAUUUCCUAGAACCUCCCUGACAGACUGGAAUGCUGCUGGAUUUAUGUCAGCUGUCCUUCCGACAAGUGGAGUCUUGGGGCAAGACCUUUCAGCAAAACUCUUUGAUGGUGCAGAUACCAAUUGCACCCGACCCUUAGAAGAAGCAACCGUGCCAAUUUCAUCAUUCUCUUUUUCUAUGUACCAUAUUUUUCUCUCUAUACCAGACCAUAAGACGCACCUAGUUUUUGGAGGAGGAAAACAAGAAAAGAAAAUAUUCUGAAUCUCGGAAGCCAGAACAACAAGAGGGAUCGCUGCGCAGCGAAAGCAGCGAUCCCUCUUGCUGUUCUGGCUUCUGGGAUAGCUGCGCAGCCUGCAUUCGCUCCAUAAGACGCACACACAUUUCCCCUUACUUUUUAGGAGGGAAAAAGUGAGUCUUAUAGAGCAAAAAGUACGGUAAAUUUGUGCUGCCAUCACUUUGACACCCAAGGAUUGCUGCCUAAAGGAAUCAAAGAACACUAAAAGCGAUAACACCACCAACCUUGGGGAGGACCUUCUGACAGCAAGGGCUGUUCAGCAGAAGAACGGCCUCCGAUUCUCCUUCUUGGAGGUUUUUAAACUGAAGUUGGAUGGCCAUCUGUCAGGGAUUCAGUUGUGAUUCCUGCAUUGGACCAGAUGACAGUUCUGUGCUUAUAUUUUGAAGGAGCCUGGGUAGAACGGUUUGCCCUCUCAGCCGAUGGGAUUAUUGGAAGGGGGCGGGAGAACACCUCGGAAUGAAUAUGGGGGUGCUGCAAAUCCCUCACCCAUUUCUUUCUAUCCCUUUCCUCCAGGUACGAGUACAAGAUCGCCCGGGAAUACAACUGGAACGUCAAGAACAAAGCCAGCAAGGGCUACGAGGAAAACUACUUCUUCAUCUUCCGGGAGGGCGACGGGGUCUAUUACAACGAACUGGAGACCAGGUGAGGUAGAGGGAGUAACUGAAGCCUUUUGGGGGGGGGAGUGUUCUGGUGGCCAGGGGGGCCUCCAGGUAAAAGGGUCUGGGGCUAUUGGGGGGGGCACGGUGUUGGUGGUGGUGCCAGGGCCGGCUGGAGCUGCCCAGCCCUUUUCCUUUCUCCGCUGAGCACAUGGUUAACCUGUGGAACUCCCUGCCACAGGAGUCAGGGAUGGCCACCAACGAAGACGGCUUUAAAAGAGGAUUAGUCACUCUUAUUUACGUAUUUCUUGUUUCUUGUUUGCUCUCUUUAUAUACUGCCUUUCAUCCGAAGAUGAAAGUUUGCGGCGUAAAAAUGCAAAACGGAAGCACAAAAUAGAUAACGAAAACGAGGACAAAAGCAAUACAAAAACAAAUUAUGAAGGAAGAGAAAAAUAUCGGUGGCUACUUGCCAUGAUAGCUAUAAUAAUAAUAAAUCAUUUAUAUCCCGCCCUCCCCAGCCGAAGCCGGGCUCAGAGCGGUUAACAACAAUAAAAGUAACACAGCAUUCUAAAAUCAAUUCAUUCUAAAAUCAAUUCAAAAUCAAAUUGAUGGCAACCAUUGGGCUAGACUUCUAUGAGGAUCACCAAAGGAGGGGGUCAGACUGCGCCUUGGCCAAAGGCCUGGUGGAACAGCUCCGUCUUGCAGGCCCUGCGGAAAGAUGUCAAGUCCCUCAGGGCCCUAGUCUCUUGUGACAGAGCGUUCCACCAGAUCGGGGCCACGGCCAAAAAAGCCCUGGCCCUGGCCCUGGUUGAGGCCAGCCUAACCUCCCUGUGGCCCGGGACCUCCAAGAUGUUUUUAUUUGAAGACUAUAAGGUAUUUUGUGGGACAUACCAGGAGAGGCGGUCCUGUAGGUACGAGGGUCCUAACCCAUAUAGGGCCUCCCUGGUCAGAUAAAUGCUUCUGAACGCCAGUUUCUGGAGACGGCAGGAGGGGAGAGUUGCUCCUGUCCUCAAAUCCUCCUUGCGGGUUUCCCACAAUGGGCAUGUUAGGAUCUCAUGGAACCUCCAGGUCCAGAGGCAGUCUAUCUAGACUCCUAUUUUGGGGGGGUAUUUGGCCACCGUGAGACUAGCUGGGCCUGAUCCAGCAGCCUCUUCUUCUUAGUCCUUUCCCCCCGGCACAUGUUGCAUCCGAGCUGCGGGUCCUGCGUGGCAGGGGGUGGGCUGGAUGACCUUUGGGGGUACCUUCCAAUACUUUGAAUUUAUGAAAUAAGGGCCUCCCCAGAGAUAUCCCAUUGUGUUCCCUCUGCUGGUCACCACCGUGACCCCGCUAAGUGGCACAGGUGGUUCUGGCAUGCAACCAGCCCCUUGCCGCCCCCAAUUUUGUGCAACACGCCACCAGCACUCGAGGGCUGUAUCCUGCUGCCAGGGCAUGUGUGUAUGCGCAGAGUCGGGCCCCUGCUCCCUCCUUAACCUCUCCCUCCCCGUCACAGAGUGCGGCUGAGCAAGCGGCGAGCCAAGGCCGGGGUGCAGUCGGGAACCAAUGCUGUUCUGGUGGUGAAGCACCGAGAUAUGAACGAGAAGGAGCUGGAAGCACAGGUAAGGCUGGCGUGGGGGAACCCAGGGGAACCAGGAAUCCGGGCUCUGAGCUUCAACCCCAUCUCUUUUUUCUUAUUUUUUCAAUAAUUUUUUAAUUAGCUUUUCAACAUAUCAUUUUCAACAAUAAUUGCACGUACUUUUGCAUUUUUUUUUACUUCAAUCACAUCUGAAAAUUUUCCAAUCUAUUCAUUUAAUUUACAUUUCUUAUUUUCACUAUUACAUUUAAGUCUCAUAUCUAAUAUCUCUUUUCUUUCUCUUCUUUGUAACACUUCGUAUAUUUCCCCUUACAAAGCUUCUUGUAGUCCUGCUAGCGUAAUUUGUUGGAUUACAGUUGCUCUUCAAAUAAUUUGUAUAUUUCUUCCAAUCUUCUGCAAAUCUCUGGUCCCGCAGGUUUUGAAUCCUUCCUGUCAUUUUAUCCAAUUCUGCGUUAAUUUUGUCUGCCAUUCUUUUUUUGUUUUCUUCUUGCUUCCAUUUCUGGGCUAACAAUACUCUUGUUGCGUAUAAAAACAAUUUUACAUCCUGUCUACAGUGGUGCCUCGCAAGACGAAAUUAAUCCGUUCCGCGAGUGUCUUCGUCUAGCGGUUUUUUCGUCUUGCGAAGCAACCCUAUUAGCGGCUUAGCGGAUUAGCGCUAUUAGCGGUUUAGCGGCUAUUAAAGGCUUAGCGGAUUAGCUGCUAAAAGGCUAUUAAAGGCUUAGCGGCUUAGAAAAAGGGGGGGGGAGCGAAAAAAAAAUCUCAAGACUCGCAAGACAUUUUCGUCUUGCGAAGCAAGCCCAUAGGGAAAUUCGUCCUGCGAAGCAACUCAAAAACGGAAAACCCUUUCGUCUAGCGGGUUUUCCGUCUUGCGGGGCACCACUGUAUUAAUAUCCUUACUUAUAACGCCAAGUAGAAAUGCUUCUGGAUUUUUUAGAAAUGUAUAUUCCAACAUCUUUUUAAACUCGUUAUAUAUCAUUUCCCAAAAGUUUUUUACUUUCUUACAUUCCCACCACGUAUGAUAAAAUGUUCCUUCGAGUUUCUACCCCAUCUCACUGCCCCGCUCUGGCCAUUGGAGCUGGCCGGAUGCUUAAUGGAAGCGAGGAUCAUUGACGGAAUUAGAACCAAUUCCUAGAGAGAGGAGAGGCAAACCACUGGCUAUCGGCCACCAUUUGUUGUUGUGUAGUCGUUUAGUCGUGUCCGAGUCUUCGUGACCCCAUGAACCAGAGCACGCCAGGCCCUCCUGUCUUCCACUGCCUCCCGCAGUUUGGUCAGACUCAUGCUGGUAGCUUCGAGAACACUGUCCCACCAUCUCGUCCUCCGUCGUCCCCUUCUCCUUGGGCCCUCCAUCUUUCCCAACAUCAGGGUCUUUUCCAGGGAGUCUUCUCUUCUCAUGAGAUGGCCAAAGUAUUGGAGCCUCAGCUUCAGGACCUGUCCUUCCAGUGAGCACUCAGGGCUGAUUUCCUUCAGAAUGGAGAGGUUGGAUCUUCUUGCAGUCCAUGGGACUCUCAAGAGUCUCCUCCAGCACCAUAAUUCAAAAGCAUCCAUUCUUUGGCGAUCAGCCUUCUUUAUGGUCCAGCUCUCACUUCCAUACAUCACUACUGGGAAAACCAUAGCUUGAACUAUACAUAGCUUUAACCAUAGCUUUAACUAUAUCAGCCACCACUAGAGAUACGGAAAUCCAGUUCGGUCCUUGGCAUCUGGGGCCUGGUGCACCUCAAUCUCUGAAGGCCAGGCCUUCUCUUCCGGUCGAAAUUCUCUGGAAAGGAGGACUUGGGGUGGGAGACGGAAGACAAAAGUCUGCCCCCUGGGAAGGAAGGUGCCUCUGCUCACUGGUACCUUUGGGGUUCCUAAGUUCCUAGAACAAUUUUGGCCAUGGCAGUUCCGUCGAGCCUCCAUGUUCCGAAGCAGUCUAUACCUUGUGGGGGGGGGGGGGAGUCAGGAGAGAACAAGGUUUUUCCCACCGUGCUUGAUAGAUAGGUUCUCAGGGGCAUCCCAUCAGCCGCUUUUGAGGGGGCAGAGGGCUCGACCCUUCAGCUGGUCUUGGCCGGGUUAGGCUAAGUCAGGGGUUGGCAAGGUUUAAAUUGCCUGGGCCGGUUCACUCCAGCGUCGAUCCCUCUGGGCUGGAUUGCGUGUGCGCGUGAGCGCGCACGCGAUUUCCAAAGUCUGCGCAGAUGCGAUUUCCAGCGUCUUCGUCUGCACAGAUGCAAUUUCUGGUGUAUGCGCAGACGCAAUUUUUGCUGACACAAGUCCCUCCGCCAUGUUGUGCCGGUUUGGUGCAGUGCGCAGGGACUCGCCGAGUGGGUGGCUUGGUUUGGGGGCGGCUCGUGGGCCAGUUAAACGACCCCCAUGGGCCUUAGGUUGCUGACCCCUGGGCUAAGUGAACCCAGAACCUGGGGAAAUGUCAUAAUAGUAAUAAAACCAUAAUUUAUUAUUUAUACCCCGCUCAUCUGGCUGGGUUUCCCCAGCCAAUCUGGGCGGCUCCCAACAGACUAUUAAAAAUAGAAUCAAACAUUAAAAACUUCCUAAAGAGGGCUGCCUUCAGAUGUCUUCUAAAAGUUUGGUACUUAUUUUUCUCUUUGACAUCAGGUGGGAGGGCGUUCCACAGGCGGGUGCCACCACCGAGAAGGCCCUCUGCCUGGUUCCCUGUAACCUCACUUCUCGCAGGGAGGGAACUGCCAGAAGGCCCUCAGAGCUGGACCUCAGUGUCUGGGCAGAACGAUGGGGGUGGAGACUGACUGGAUGACAAGGAGUGGUGGGAGGCACCGGCCGGGGAACCCCCAAGGGAGGUCCCAGAGGCUCUGAACCCCAGGGGUUGACGGAGCGGUCAGAGGGAGAUUGGAAGGGGAUGCUGGAUACAGAUGGGACAACAGGGUUUAGUGAGCAGGAGGAACCUGUGACAGGGAGCAGCUCAGACUCUGAGGCUGAAGCAGAGGAAGGGGGUCAAAAAUGCUGAAUUAUCCAGGGUAUCUCCCUCUCCUGUUGCAACAAGUUCCUCUUUCCUCUGAUCUCCAAGCACAUCAAGAUAAUGAGGGCAGAACAGAAGCCAGAGGUGUGCAGGUGCAACUUGAGACUGCUUGGGAAACAUCUGGGAGAGGAGAAGACUUAGGUGGAAGGCCCUGCCUCUUUGUUCUGACCUGACUCCAGCCCUGGCAGGAAUGCCAGUGGAGUUGCUGGAAGUCAGCUGGGGGCAGUUUCUCCUUCCCCAAAUGCCCCCUAACUCGCAGCUCUGUCCCCUGCAGGAAGCCCGCAAAGCCCAGCUGGAGAACCACGAGCCAGAAGAGGAGGAGGAGGAGGAGAUGGACCUGGGCAAAGAGGCCCAAGGCUCAGGUAGGUGCCGGCUUGGCAAAAUCUCUCCCUGGUGCCCCCUCUGCUCGCUGCUGAAGAUCCCUGUGUGGCCAGGCGGCCACAUUGCGGAAUUUGCAGCCUCUGCUUUAAAGAACUCCCCCUGCAUUUUGGCCCCUGGUGGAACACUCCAAAGCAGCUCCAUCGCUGUUGCCUCAUUGGCUGGCGCAGCGGCAUCCAUGUUUCUUAAAGGGGGAGGUCCUGCCUUCCAUCGUGACCCUCUUCGUUUAAAGGGAUGGGAACCGUAUACAGUCAUACCUUGAGUUACAGAUGCUUCAGGGUGCGUUUAUUGGGGGGUUACGGACCACCAAAACCCAGAAGUGCCGGAACCGUUUACUUCCAGGUUUCGGCGGUCGCGCAUGUGCAGAAGUGCUAAAUCGCACUUUGCGCAUGCGCAGAAGCACCACAUUGCACUUCGUACAUGUGCAGAGGCGCCAAAUCACAACGCGCGUGCGCAGACGCGCCGCUGCGGGUUGCGAACGUGCAUCCUGCACGGAUCACGUUCGCAACCUGAGCAUCGGCUGUAUGUUGUGUUUACAGAAAUAUUGUGAAGAAGUGGACUUACUAGCAGGGUUUGAGUAAACACUUAACAAUUAAGAAAACGAGCCUGAAAGUCAAGAUGUAAUAAUAAAGGGCAAGGUGUAAUAUGGAAAAGUAUGGUACAAAAGUGAUAAGAUUGUAACAAUAUCAAAUUAAGAGAUUAUAAAAUUAAGCUAGAAUAAAACAGGCAGGAGAAGUAAAUAAGGAACCAGAAGAGGAAGUUGAGGGAAGUCAUGGGUGAGGGGGAUAGGGAUUUAUAUAUACUUUUUGUGAUAAAAAGGAUUGCGUUGAAUAUAAAACUGUACAACUUAAUAAAAAACUAUUAAAAAAAUAAUAAACGGAUGUUCCUGGCCCGUCCUCCCGCUUUAGGGUCCCCAGAUGUUGUUGGACUACAACUCCCAUCAUCCCUGAGCUCUGGCCUUGCUAGCUAGGGGUGAUGGGAGUUGUAGUUCAACAACAUCUGGGGACCCACAGGUUGAGAAAGGCUGAGCUAGAGCAUUGGGUGAGGAGAGAGCAGGGUUCAAAUCCUCCCAGUUGGCUAUGAAGCUUACCCUGUGGCCCCCACGGGGGGGGGAGAGUAGCCACUGCUUCUCUCAGCCCUUACCCUACCUCAAAGGGUUGUUGUUGUGGGAUUAAAUGAGGGGGAAGAGUCACGUACUGCCACCUUGAUCUCCUUCGGAAGAAACGCAAUCGGUCCCCCUGAAAAGCCAAGCUUUCCCCCGUUUUCCCCCUGUCCGUGUGCUCACCUCUCUCCUUUUCCCGCUCGCCCUAGACGAGGAGCCGGAGAAAGGCAGCGAGAGCGAGAAGGAGGCCAGCGAGGCGGAGGAGGGCGAGGAGGAGGAGGAAGGGCGCUCGGCCAGCGAGAGCGAGCGGGAGGCCAGCGAAGGCGAGGGGGCUCCGGCCGAGGAGAGCGAGGAGGACGAGCGGGCAGCCCGAGACAAGGAGGAGAUCUUCGGCAGCGACGACGACGAGGACGAGGACUCGGAGCAGGAGGGAGGCCAGCGCGACGAAGGCGAGAGCGGCAGCGAGGAGGACGACGACGACGAGGAGGACGAGGAAGGGGGAGACCGGCGCCAGCAGCGCCGUGCCAGCAGCCAGAGCCCCCUCCACAGCGGCAGCGAGGACCGCUCCAACCACGAGGAGGAGGAGGAAGAGGAAGGGGAGGCCAGCGCCAGCGAGGCCCCGUCCGAGUCCAGCGAGGAGGGCAGCGACAGCGACUGAGCAGGCCCUUUUGGAAGUCGCCUUCACCCCUCUCCUGCAGGGGCCACACCUGGGAAUGGACGGUACUUACCUUGGCUGGCUGGCUGGCUGCUUUGUCCCAGUUAAGCCCAGAGGAUUCUGGGAAUUUUCUUUCCUCCCGGCGAACGAGGCGGAUCGGAGGGCUGCCUCCCCGCCACCCGUUUCUGCCGAUCUUCCACCUCCGCCAGCGAACUCUUUGCUGCGAACCUUCUGCAGAAACGACUGGGGUUUGGGGUGUGCGGUGGGACACAGACUCACACGACUUUGGUUCUUCGGCUCCCCUUCUUGUGUUUUUCUCUGCCCCCCGCUGUACAUAAUGCGCCACAUGGCAGUUCUCUCUCUCUCACCCACCCCAAAAUAAAGUUUUUUGCUUCUUGAAUCUCCA
This is a messenger RNA of Podarcis lilfordi (Lilford's wall lizard), 18079 nucleotides long. Lineage: Eukaryota; Metazoa; Chordata; Lepidosauria; Squamata; Lacertidae. The record is from the annotation of a GenBank genome assembly.